AUGUCGGAAUCACCAAUGACGCAGACCAGCAAACUCUUCGACUUCAGCAUUGAGAUCCUCGAGAACAUUUUCCAGCACCUGGACUCUCUGCACCUGCUACGAGUUGGCUUGCUUUCUCGCCAGGCCCAUACGUUCCUCCUACCGUACUACUUCCGGCGAUGCAACCUGAAUUACUCGGAUGAUUUAACGACCGUGGAUUAUCUGAGCUUUAAUAGAGACAAAAUGGCUCUGACUGAAGAUGCAUUCCGAGCUAUCAGAACAUCGCCUGUGGUCACCAAAGUCAAGCAUCCGCAUUGCGUCUUCAGCUUUCCGGAGCAUCAGUUUCUUUGGGAGAUACGCAACGUAUACACCGUUCUUCUGAAGCUCCGGCACGUGGAGAAGAUCGAACUCAAUUUUGCUGCUAUACCAAACCGUCUUAUCAGUCAUCACGUCGGCCGACUGAAAACACUACAGGAGUGGCGCUGCGCUUUUAGGACAUUCAUGCAGACAGUUCUCGACAAGUCGCCUUCGUCGCUCUCAGUGCUCUAUCCCCCGGACGGCCUUUUGGACGGCCCCUACGGAGUCGACACCAAAGACCAACUUCGAAUCGGGGUUUGGAGAAAUUUAGUCUCCUGGACAGGCUUACGACAUGGGCAGCGCCCCGUUACGAUCAGCGAGCGCUCUUUGUUGGAUCGCGUACUUCCUGCGGCAAUCCGGCCUCAUGCACCUCUCUCGACGUCGUCGAUAUCGCUCGAAUCCAUAACGAGUCUUCAGUUGGGCGCCAAUAUCAGACAAGAAGGAUGGGGGAUAUUGACGAAUCGCUUUACACUCCCUUCCCUUACUUCCCUCGAUCUAGACAUGAGAUCCCAAAUGGGCUUUAUAGCGACCCUACGAUUCCUGGAGCGACACCCUACAAUAUCGACAUUUUGCCUCACGAACGCAAACGCGGAAGAAACAUAUGCUUACCGACCCUAUAUCAUUCCCGACACCUUUCUUCCGCAUUUGAGGACCUUGAAAGCAUCUUUAGACGUUGCCCUGGUUUUCUUUGGACCCCAUAGCACUGCCAAGUUUCCGACCAACUGGAAACCGUAG
Messenger RNA from Pleurotus ostreatus (oyster mushroom), 1071 nucleotides. RefSeq lists its product as uncharacterized. Bases 1 to 1071 code for a protein of 356 amino acids. NCBI's taxonomy places the organism in Eukaryota, Fungi, Basidiomycota, Agaricomycetes, Agaricales, Pleurotaceae. The record is from RefSeq and is a predicted model, not a curated record. The transcript has 2 exons.